AUGCAAGCACUCAGGUCUCUCAUUAUCCCCAAGUGGUCCUCAGAUGUGCGUCUAGAAGGGAAGACAGCUAUAGUAACGGGGGCCAACACUGGAAUAGGCAAAGAGACAGCUGAAGACUUGGCUGGCCGAGGUGCAAGAGUGAUUUUGGCAUGCAGAGACAUGGCAAAAGGAGAGCAAGCUGCUCGUGACAUCAUGAGGGAGGUGAAGGGAGCCAAGGUAGUCGCCAGGCAACUGGAUCUGGCUGACACCAAAUCAAUAUGCCUGUUUGCCGAGAGUAUCUACAACACUGAGAAGGCUCUUCACUACCUGAUUAACAAUGCAGGUGUGGCUAUUUGCCCUUACAGCGUUACAGUGGAUGGAUAUGAGAUGCAGUUUGGAGUCAAUCACUUGGGUCACUUCUUCCUGACCUUUCUGUUACUGGACUUGCUAAAGCACUCUGCCCCAUCCCGGGUCAUCAACGUCUCGUCGGCAGCCCACGCCUUGGGCAAGAUCCAGUUUGAUGACCUGAGCGGUGAAAAAGACUACCACCCUGUCAGGGCCUACGCACAGAGCAAGCUGGCCAACGUCCUUUUCACCAGAGAGCUGGCCAAAAGAACUGAGGUUCUAGGUGUGACGGCUUACUCUGUGGACCCUGGCAUAGUGAACACUGAAAUAAUAAGGCACGUGAGGCGCCCUCUUGCGGACAUAGCCAAGGCCUUCAGUUUUCUGAUCAAGACCCCAGCAGAGGGAGCCUAUACCAACAUCUACUGCACCGUCACUCCUGAGAACCAGCUGCUCACCGGGGGAUAUUACAAGGACUGUGCCUGUGCAGAGAGCUCCUGGGCAGGUCAGGACGACGGCACCGCCUUAAAGCUGUGGGCCGUGAGCUGCCACCUACUAGGCAUCCGCUGGAGAUAAGCUUGCAGACUUAAAUGGGCUCUCCCACAUACUAUAAAGCAAUAUUUAUGAGCACUUACAAAUAUUAUGCUGAUGCUAGGUUAACUGUAUGGAGAAAGUGUCAAG
Molecule: messenger RNA, 1002 nt
Organism: Morone saxatilis (striped sea-bass)
Lineage: Eukaryota; Metazoa; Chordata; Actinopteri; Moronidae
Exons: 7
Coding region: 1-897 (298 amino acids)
Source: RefSeq, a predicted model, not a curated record